CACAACAAAAACAAAAAUGUCAAAAGGAAUUAGGAUGGCUCUAGUUAUGAAUCUCUUAUCUCUUCUAUUUUCAGGAGUCUUAGUUCAUUCCGGUCAAAGUACUGUACCUCUCAAAUCCUUCAAGAUAGGUGAAAAUGUAACAUAUGAUUGCAUAGAUAUUCAUCUGCAACCAGGACUUGAUCAUCCCUUACUCAAAUACCAUAGGAUUCAGAUGAACCCAUCAAUUUCAAGACCAGAAUUAAAAAGUCAAAUUGGCAUAAACAAAGUACAAAAACAGAAAAUACCAUGUCCAGAUGGAACAAUUCCUGUAUGGAGAAAUAAAAAAGAAUGCACCACCAACGCUCAAGUUUUGGCGGAGAACCAUGUUCAUUCUCUAUCACCUGAUAGUCCUGGAACACAUCUUGCUGGAGUAAGGUCACAGAAUGGUCCAUUUCGUGGGGUAGAAGCUUGGUUUAAAAUGUUUAAGCUAGACAUCGCAAACGAUCAAGCCUCAUAUGGUCAAAUAUAUAUAGGCAGUGGAUCCAAUACCGAGGUCAAUUUUAUUUCAGCGGGUUGGAUGAUAAAUCCAAGCUUUUUUGGUGACAGCCGUACUUGGACAUAUGGAUUUUGGAAGGGUAAAGAUGGAAAAGGAUGUUACAAUACAGCAUGUUCAGGGUUUGUUCAAGUUUCGCAGACGUUUCCCAUAGUUCAACCCAUUGAUUUUCCGGCUGGCCAGUCUCUCUGGUUGCAUUACUCCAUCCAUGAGGACAAAAAUACAGGAAACUGGUGGCUUACAGAACUGGGGUCAGGUGAACCCAACAUCGAUAUUGGAUAUUGGCCAAAAGAGCUAUUUAACCUUUUAGACAAUGGUGCAAAUAUGGUUGGAGCUGGUGGUGUGGUUCAGGCUUCAAGUUCUGGUUCAAGCCCUGAGAUGGGUAAUGGUCGAUUUCCAAAUGCUGAUCACCCCAGGGAUUCAGGAAUUUUCACAAAUGUUGAAGUUAUGGAUUCCAAUUAUGUGCAGCAUAAAAUGAAUUAUUUUCCAACAGAAGUGGUUCUAGAUAGUCCCAAAUGCUAUCGGCUAACAAUUGGUAAGACAUUUAUAUUCCGACCCAAUCGACUUGGUUUCUAUUUUAAUUAUGGUGGUCCGGGAGGAAACUCUUGUGGAGUUUGAUAUUUUCAAGUGUAAUAUUGAAAUUUGAAUUUAAAUAAAUAUUAAUAAUAUAUUAAUAAAAUGCAAAGAGUUAUAAUUA
Brassica napus (rape) is the source of this 1229-nucleotide messenger RNA. RefSeq lists its product as uncharacterized. The record is from RefSeq and is a predicted model, not a curated record. The transcript is spliced from 7 exons. Bases 17 to 1150 code for a protein of 377 amino acids. Lineage: Eukaryota; Viridiplantae; Streptophyta; Magnoliopsida; Brassicales; Brassicaceae.